CAAACGCCAACGCGUCCCUUCCACAACCACCCCUCCCUCGUCAUACCAGACACCCCCCACAAUCAUUUUCAAAAUGCGCUCUUUCAUCACCCUUGCCAUCCUCUACGCCGGCUUCGUCGCCGCCCUUCCCGUCCCCCAGCUCGGUCAGGUUACCGACGUCGCUUCCCAGGUUGAGCAGGAAGUCGACGAGCUCGUCGCCGGCCUUGGCCUCGGCCUCCGUGCCGACCCCGUCUCCGCCGCUGCCUCUGAGGUCGAGCAGACCCUCAGCGGUCUCACCAGCAAGCUCAACCUCCCCGGUGCCUCCGAGGUCACCAGCGUCGUCAGCGCCACAGAGGGCGAGGUCGAGAGCGCCCUCAAGCAGCUCGGCCUCCGCUCCGACGCCGUCACUGACGCGUUCACCGAGAUCGACCAGACCAUCAACGGUCUCGGUUCCCAGCUCGGCCUCCCCAACGACCCCGCUGUCGGCCAGGUCAUCUCCGAGAUUGAAAGCACCGUCGAGGGCGCCGCCGGCAAACUCAACGUCCGUGACGCCGUCUCCGACGCCUUCACCGAGGUCGACCAGACCAUCAACGGCCUUGCCUCCCAGCUCGGUCUCCCCAAUGACCCCGCUGUCGGCCAGGUCAUCUCCGAGGUCGAGAGCACCGUUGAGGGCCUCACCUCCAAGCUCAACGUCCGUGACGGCAGCGUCGUGACUGACCUCAUCAACGACGUCAACGAGACCGUCGACGGCCUCACCAAGCAGCUCGGCCUCGACAUCCCCGAUAACAACGAGGUUGGCAAGGUCCUCUCCGAGGUUGAGGGUGCCGUUGAGGGCGCUGCCAGCUCCCUUGGUCUCCGUGCUGACCCCGUCUCGGCCGCCGUCACUGAGGUCAACUCGACCCUUGACGGCCUUACUUCCAAGCUCAACAUCCCCGACAACAACGAAGUCGGCCAGGUCAUCUCUGAGGUCGAGAGCACCGUCGAGGGCGCUGCCAAGCAGCUCGGUCUCUAAGCGCUUCCUCCCCUUGCUCUCCCUUCAUAUCCCACCCUCCCUUCCCCCUCAUUCACCCGCUGGUCGCCGAGAUAUACCCUGGAUAUGAAACGACCACAUGACAUAGACGACGGUACUGUACAUGGUCCGCGCUAGGAUUUGUUGUAGUCGCAUCAUCGAUAUAUCAGCGUAUUUGCUUUCGUCCGCAUUCAUUCAUAUUAUUAUUGCACCGCAUCGUCUAUCUGUAGCAAUUUGAGUCGACGCGUAACGAGGGUCGCU
Molecule: messenger RNA, 1249 nt
Organism: Coniophora puteana RWD-64-598 SS2
Lineage: Eukaryota; Fungi; Basidiomycota; Agaricomycetes; Boletales; Coniophoraceae
Exons: 2
Coding region: 74-991 (305 amino acids)
Source: RefSeq, a predicted model, not a curated record